Molecule: messenger RNA, 720 nt
Organism: Micromonas commoda
Lineage: Eukaryota; Viridiplantae; Chlorophyta; Mamiellophyceae; Mamiellales; Mamiellaceae
Exons: 1
Coding region: 1-720 (239 amino acids)
Molecular function (GO): peptidyl-prolyl cis-trans isomerase activity
Source: RefSeq, a predicted model, not a curated record
AUGGCCUGCAUCGCCCGCCCAACCUUUUACCCCGCGAGCGCGACGGCGUCGUUCCGUCGAGAUCGGUCCCGCGUCGCUCGCGUCGCCACCCCUACGCGCGCCGCGGCGCAGGCGCGCGACGACCCGCGUGCCGAUGACGUCCAAACCUGCGUGACGAGGAUGAGCAGGCGCGCCGUGGCCGCCGUGGCCGUCGCGGCGGCCGCGCUCCCAGCCCUCCCCGCCCGCGCGGAGGACGUUAAGAUAAUCUCCGAUAAGGAAGGGUUCGGGUCGAAGGCGGCGAAGACCGGGGACCUCCUCCUGGUGAACUACGUCGCGACGAUCGACGGUGGCAAGAUGGUGGACACUACGUUGGGUGGAGAAAAGUACUUCACCAACGGCAUGCAGCAGUCGGUCCAGCCCGCCGCGGCGAGGCCGGUCAUCGUGAAGGUGAACGAUCUCAUCACCCCGGUCCCUGGGCAGCCCAAGGGGUUGAAGAAGGGCGUGGAGGGCAUGCGGGUCGGCGGCGUGAGGACGUUCGAGGUUGCCGAUUGCUUCGGCCCUUCGGCGGUGCGCUCCCCUUACGCGCUCAUCCCCGGCGGUUCCACCGUGACGUACGAGGUGACCGUGCUGAGGCUGAGCGACACCGGGCCGGACGCGCUGUUCAAGGACGUGGCGGGGUGCGGGCUGGGAGGUGCCAACACCAUGGUGAACGGAUGCGAUUCGAUCGUGCCCACAGAGUAG